GACAGAAUGAUUUCAUCCGUUCAGUCGUAUGUUGCCAGUCUAACACGCACACGCAGGGAGAGAAUGCAGUCUCGUUCUGUCUCUUGUGAUGAACGGGGUGUUUUUUAACUUAACUCUACUUAACUUUCGGGACGAUAUAUAAGAAGUGAAGAUGUUUCUAUUCUACCUUCUGAGCUUGAUUGUGACAGUUAAGUCUGAGCUUUUGCUGGGCUCAUGCAGCUUUGACAAGAGCACCUGCGGCUACACAACUGAUCCGGCCUUCCUCAGCUGGACCCUCGACCCUACCGGACACUUCAUCACUGUUGACAAGCAAGCCCAGGAGGCCCAGGGAAAGGCGGUUCUGUUGGGUCCAGAUGUGGAUGGACAGGACUGGAGCUGUUUCAGGAUGGUCUAUCAGGUGACAGGUAAUGCUUCCUUGCAGGUGCAGAAGCGCACAGAUGGAGAUAGUUUUGAUCAUGUGCUCUGGAUGACCCAAAGACCGUCUGACAGCUGGCUCAUUGCCAGCAUCGACUUUCAGAACUCUACAGAACCAUUCCAGAUUAUCAUUGAAAGUAAACUAAGAGAAGGUGACAGCAGUGUUUCCAUUUUUGAGAUCAAGAUCUCAGACAACUACUGCAUAGAGUGUGACUUUGGAGAACCUCAUCUGUGUGGAUACACAAACCAGAGGAACAGAAAUAUGAACUGGUGUGUGGGAAGAGCAGAAGAUACGAAAAAUGAAGACAGGACAGGUCAGUAUAUGUAUGUGGACUCUACGGACACUAAAAGCUUGCAGGAGGUGGCUAAGCUGGUGUCGCCAAUAACCACAGCCCCAAUGUCCGGCUGCUUAAGCUUCCAAUACCAGCAGCAUCAUUCCGGAGACCAUCUGUUCUCCGUGUUCACCAGGGAUCAAGCUGGACAGUACCAGGAACUAUGGAGAGCUGACCUACCCGAGAACAACCAUGUGGACUGGAAUCCAGAGGACAGGGUCUGGAUACCUGUGCAAGUGGACCUGAAAGCUCCAUAUCCCGUAGAGUUGGUGUUUGAGGUGGCGUUCAACAGUCCACAUGGAGGCUAUGUGGUUCUUGAUGACAUCACCUUCUCUCCAGAAUUCUGUAAUGCAGGAACAGAACCGACCUUUGAUCCAUCUGCUGCAAACUGUGACUUUGAGUCAGGAUAUUGUCAGUACACGCAGGCACUGAGGGACGGUCCGCUGUGGAAAAGAGUCUCAGUACGGCCCAACAUCUACAGCGUUGGAGAUCACACCACAGGAUCAGGAUCGUUUCUGUUGGCCAACUCUCGCUUUAAUUCACAGUCUGGUUAUGUGAGCCGUCUGUUUGGACCGCUGAUGCCCGGAAAUCAGAAAUACUGUGUGAAGUUCUUCUAUUCCAUGCGAGGUCUUAGUGGAACAGACUUGGCUGUGUAUCUGUAUUAUACAGAUGGCUCUAAACAACAAAAAAUAUGGACUCAAAAUGAGAAGAUAAGACACAUUUGGAUUGAAGUUGAACUGACCAUAGAAAGCCAAAAGAAUGCUCAGAUGGUUUUCAUCAGUACGUGCAAAAAUGUUUGGAGUUGUGGCUCCGUUGGUCUUGAUGACAUUAAAGUCAGCCUCGGGGACUGCUUACCAUUAGCAUUGUCGCUGUCGAACCCGUGUCAGUGUAACUUUGAGGCUGAUUUCUGUGGAUACUCUCAAUAUAAAAAAGACACAGGCGACUGGAUGCUGGCCAGAGGACCUACACCAACCUCUUACACAGGGCCAAGAGGAGACCACACUACAGGAUUUGGUCAUUAUUUGUAUAUUGAGGCGUCAUUUAUGCUUCCCGGUAACAAAGCUCGUCUGCUGUCCAGCUCUCUACGGGGAUCUAGAGAAGCACAGUGCUUACAGUUUUACUACCAUAUGUAUGGAUCAGGGACGGGCCAGCUAAGUGUUUAUCUCCAGACUGGACAAGAGGACGAAGACACACUGUUAUGGACACGUUAUGAAGAGCAGGGUGUGUCCUGGCUCAGAGCUUCAAUAACUUACCAAAAUGACCAACUACACCAGAUUGUGUUUGAAGCCAUGAGAGGUGCAUCAGUAAGAAGUGAUAUUGCAAUCGAUGAUGUAGUUUUUAAAAGAGGACCGUGCAGAGACUCUGCUGCUGACCAUAUCCCUGCUGGGAGUUCUCCUGGAAAUAAUAUUAAUGAUAUUCAGUGAAAGAGUUUUAAACAAAACUGAAGGACAGAGAAAACAUGUGAAAGUACAGAUGGUGUUCAGUUUUCUGUGAGGCUGAAUGAGAAGGAAACAGCUGCCAGUUAUGCUUGUUUUUACAUUUUUCUUUUCCACCACUGUAUCCGUUAACCUGCAAACUUUGUAAAUAGUUCUUGUUUAUUUUACUUGAUCUACUGCUAUGCAAAACAAAUGUUUAAAGACCACGCUUUGUACUGAAAGUUUUUACAGAAUGGUGCAAGGUCAUCAAAAUGAUUUUAUGAAGCCUGUAGACCCCCUGUUUGCUUGAUAGUUGCCUCAGUACAGAUACUUUGACCUAGCUGUCAAAUAAAAUGAAGAGAAAUGAAAUAAAUGAUGUUUAUUUUGUGUGAAUAAAACAUAUUUUUUUCUGUUA
Messenger RNA from Triplophysa rosa, 2576 nucleotides. RefSeq names its product MAM domain containing 2b (gene mamdc2b). The transcript is spliced from 14 exons. Bases 152 to 2170 code for a protein of 672 amino acids. Gene Ontology annotation, cellular component: membrane. The record is from RefSeq and is a predicted model, not a curated record. NCBI's taxonomy places the organism in Eukaryota, Metazoa, Chordata, Actinopteri, Cypriniformes, Nemacheilidae. Gene Ontology annotation, biological process: nervous system development.